GGAGAAGGCCCCGGAACGAGGCCAGCCCGUGCGGGCCCUCGCUCCCUUCCUCCCCCGCAGCCGCACUUACCCGCUCCGGAAUCGGCCCUGUCGCUCCGGCCCGCUCUCCAGAGCCGGCUGAAAACGACAGCGGCCACGGCUACAAGUGCGGUGUGUCCCCGGAUAAGACUUGCAGCUCCCACAACCGAAGUGUGAGGCCCCCGGGCCCUUCCCGCGGAAUUGGCGCUGAGAAACUCCAAAGCCCCCCCUCCCCGCCUCCCAGGCACCCCCGGGUCCAGGACUACAACUCCCAGCAGGUUGCGCGAAAGGAACGCCCAAGGCAACGGAGGCUCACGAGAGUCACCAUGAUUCUCCAGCGGCUCUUCAGGUUUUCCUCUGUCAUUCGGUCUGCAGUCUCAGUCCAUUUGCGGAGGAACAUUGGGGUUACAGCAGUGGCAUUUAAUAAGGAACUCGAUCCUAUACAGAAACUUUUUGUGGACAAGAUAAGAGAAUACAGAUCUAAACGGCAGGCAUCCGCAGGACCUGUUGAUACUGGCCCAGAAUAUCAGCAAGAGCUGGAGAAGGAAAUGUUUAAGCUUAAGCAAAUGUAUGGUAAAGCAGAUAUGAAUACCUUCCCUAACUUCACAUUUGAAGAUCCCAAAUUUGAAGUCAUUGAGAAACCCCAGUCCUGA
This is a messenger RNA of Chrysochloris asiatica (Cape golden mole), 671 nucleotides long. RefSeq names its product ATP synthase, H+ transporting, mitochondrial Fo complex, subunit F6 (gene ATP5PF). The record is from RefSeq and is a predicted model, not a curated record. The transcript has 4 exons. Lineage: Eukaryota; Metazoa; Chordata; Mammalia; Afrosoricida; Chrysochloridae. Gene Ontology annotation, molecular function: proton transmembrane transporter activity. Gene Ontology annotation, biological process: proton motive force-driven ATP synthesis. The coding region runs from base 345 to 671 and encodes 108 amino acids.